AGAGCGUGGUGUCUGCGCGUCUGAGCCUGUCACAGCGAGAUGUUCAUGCUCAUUCGAGAGCCGUCCGCCGGAGGAGGCGGUGGAGCUAUGAGCGCACCACCGGAGAGGAGCGCGAAACAGGUUCAGGCCUCGAUCAAGAGGAAGAUGGAGAGGCAGAAGAGGCGAAGCAUCGAGCAGGGCAUGCUCAUCGCUGAGGGUCUGGGCGCCACCCACGUGCCUCCGCAGCGUCAGAGAUCCAGACAGCCGCCCCAGACGACGGCGGCAGAGGCGGCUGAGGACAGCGAGGCGCUGGAGGAGCAGCUGGAGGAGAUGCUGGAGGGACGUCGCAGGACCAGCGAGGAGAAAGAGGCGGAGGAAGACUCUGCAGACCUGCUGCCCAUCGUAAACUCAGUGUUUGGACAGGACAGAGAGCUGAGACCAGAGGAGCUUGAAGAGCUCCGCGUGGCGUUUGUGGAGUUUGACAAGAACAAGAAGGGCUACAUCAGUCACAGAGACCUGGGGGAGUGCAUGAGGACGAUGGGAUACAUGCCCACCGAGAUGGAGCUCAUUGAACUGAGCCAACAGAUCAGUGGAGGCAAGAUUGACUUUGAGGAUUUUGUGGAGCUGAUGGGACCAAAGCUGCUGGCAGAGACAGCAGACAUGAUCGGAGUCAAAGAGCUACGAGAUGCAUUCAAAGAGUUUGACUCCGACGGUGACGGUCAGAUCAGCUUGACGGAGCUGCGUGAAGCCAUGAAGAAGCUGAUGGGCGAACAAGUGACCAACAGAGAGAUCAGCGAGAUCCUAAAGGACGUCGACCUCAACGGUGACGGCCAGGUGGACUUUGAGGAGUUUGUGCGGAUGAUGUCUCGCUGAUCAGCCCAGCUGCCCCAGAGACGACGCAGGAAAAGGGAACACAGUACUGCAGUGAACUUUAUUUUUCUUGUGAUAAAUAUAUGUAUUUUUAUAUUACAUAGUGAUACAGGAAAAUAUAUAACGAAGGUGAAUGAAAGAAUACAAACAGCAGUGCAAUACAUAUCAGUUUUACAAAAGAAAAAUGUAUAAUUUCCUGUUUUUUAACAUAUUUUUAUAUGUGAGUGGUUGGUUUUUGAGUGUAAUGUUUGUAAAAAUGUAAAAAUGCUGAUUUUAAUAAUGAAUAAAAAUAUACAAAGAGAAGCCA
Molecule: messenger RNA, 1156 nt
Organism: Xiphophorus hellerii (green swordtail)
Lineage: Eukaryota; Metazoa; Chordata; Actinopteri; Cyprinodontiformes; Poeciliidae
Gene: cabp2b
Product: calcium binding protein 2b
Exons: 7
Coding region: 40-852 (270 amino acids)
Cellular component (GO): cytoplasm
Molecular function (GO): calcium channel regulator activity; calcium ion binding
Source: RefSeq, a predicted model, not a curated record